AUGGCCGAGUCUUCAAAGGGUCGGUACAAGCUCGAGCUGGGAGAGGAGGUGCAAGUGCGCCUGCGCGACCUGCUCUUGCGCUGUCCGUGCGCGGCCCUGGAUGGGAUUCGAUGGAGCGUCGUUUGCAAGGUUUAUGCCGAUCGCUACCAAGGAGGGCCUUUGAUCGGUGCCUCAGCUCUCGAUGCCGCGAAGACUUGCCUGGCAGACUUGGCAACCUUCGAUGAAGCAGCUUCAGGAGACGCGCGGCUCAGGCUGCGUGAGGAGGCCGCGCUGUCUGCGGGCAAGGAUGGUCAGUUGGGCUGCUGGCCUCUGCUUCUGCAGAGGCUUGGGGAGAUCGUCCGAAAUCACGGCAGCGCGCAGCCACUGCAAGGAACCGAGGCUGAACACAUUGGAACCAGCACUGGGGAGGUGCUCGGGGUCCUCUUAGGCCAAUUGAAGCACUUGCUGAGUCGGUACUGGGAUCCUGCAUUCGAGGACCGUGGAUUGAGCUUCUUCAACGAAGUCGGACAGUUCGUUCACUUGCGGAAGAUGAAGCAUUUUCUGGCCGAACUGCUGAAAUGGCGAGCUCGUCGGCGGGAGCUGGUUCUGAACAAGGCGCUGCCUCCUUCCGCCAUCGACGAAGCUCUCGGGGACCAGCUGAUGCUGGUUGCCAGUCAAAGGCACAAUGACAUGGUCCUGUGCUGCCCGGCAUCCCCGACAGUGAUGCCUGCUACUCCCGCAGCUGCGAGGCCUCAGGCGAGCUGCGCGUCGACGCCCCCAAAGGCCCAACGAGGCCGAGAAGGAGGCUCACCGCUUCAGAGUGGGAUUGGCAUCUCCGAGGAGAGCCCGGGAAGCGAUGAAGUGCCUGAUCCAAAGCGGCAGGAGCUUCUGGAGAAGGAGAGCCGGCGACUUCGAAUCGAGAAUGCCGAGCUCAAGAAGAGACUGCAGUUCGGGUCUGAGUUCUUGAAGCAGGAGAACCGAAGGCUUCGCGUGGAGAAUGCUGAGCUCAAGAAGCGGCUCUACUUCGCAGGACCCUAUGCGCAAGGCACGUCCUCCGUGCCGAUCUGGGUCCCAGUUCCCGUCAUGGCAGCAUCGCCGAACUGUGGCUCGCCGAACUCCGGGGCGGCAAGGGCUACAAUGUCGGCAGGCUGUGGUUCUGGACAGGUAUCUCCAGGCACUGGAACUCCGGCUACGCCUGCACAGGGUUCUGGAACACCUAUCCAGCAUGGCUUUUGGGUGCCCUUGGCGCGGAAUGCCGUCAUGAGCCCCACUGGCCCUUCGUGGCCUCUCGUUGCAGCGGUGCAGAUUGGCACUACAGGCAGCACCAGGUCGACUUUCUCGGAUGCCUCUCAGCAGGAGCGCUUCCUGCCCCAGAACGUCAUCUCCGACCCAACCUCUUCAGCUGCGUCAAACGCGGGGCAGGCAUCUGCAUCCGCCGACGGCACAGGCUACACGGUGCCAUUUCAGGGCAGCGAUGAUCGUUGGGUGUGCAUCCCAUCGGGCAUCGUCGAGCGGCACAAGGCGCAGUUCGAAGCUCCGAGCACUGGCGAGGCUCUCGAAGCCCAGGAGGGAGCCUCGAGCUGUCAAGCUGGAGCGCACGAGUCUCCAAGCGACUGA
This is a messenger RNA of Symbiodinium sp. CCMP2456, 1596 nucleotides long. The record is from the annotation of a GenBank genome assembly. Lineage: Eukaryota; Dinophyceae; Suessiales; Symbiodiniaceae.